Messenger RNA from Lottia gigantea (owl limpet), 318 nucleotides. RefSeq lists its product as hypothetical. Gene Ontology annotation, biological process: negative regulation of double-strand break repair via homologous recombination. Lineage: Eukaryota; Metazoa; Mollusca; Gastropoda; Lottiidae. The record is from RefSeq and is a predicted model, not a curated record. Gene Ontology annotation, cellular component: chromatin. The transcript is spliced from 2 exons. The annotation marks the transcript as partial.
CUAUGUUAUAUUGAAUUACUUGUCAAUACCAGAAGUGAGUUGUCAUUAGCAACAGUAUUUAACAUACCUGAUAGAGAAUUAGGCCAUUUAGCAUUCACAGCAUUAAAACAUACAUCACGACAGAAAAAACUUCCCAUGUACCAAACUGCUGUAUCUCAUAUUAUAAAAUUAAGAUUAGGAAGCAAAGCACAUGCUCCAUCUUUGGAUUGUGAGUUAGCACCCUUUGUUAAAGGUAUUGGAGAAUUAAUAACGUUUGUUCAGAAGUUACAAUGUGUUGUAGAAGAAGAUUCUGAUAUUAGGUAUUGUAUUUCAAAAUGA